This is a messenger RNA of Ichthyophthirius multifiliis, 555 nucleotides long. RefSeq lists its product as hypothetical. The annotation marks the transcript as partial. Lineage: Eukaryota; Ciliophora; Oligohymenophorea; Hymenostomatida. Gene Ontology annotation, biological process: translational initiation. Gene Ontology annotation, cellular component: cytoplasm; eukaryotic translation initiation factor 3 complex. Gene Ontology annotation, molecular function: translation initiation factor activity. The record is from RefSeq and is a predicted model, not a curated record. The transcript has a single exon.
GUAUAGAGAAGCUGUAAAAAUAUUCGAAAGCGCAUGUUUAAUGAUGAAUAAAUACAAAAGCUUUUUAACAAAAUCAUUUUAAUAUGAAAACAUAAUGAAAUAAUUAGAAAAAACAGUAUGUUUAUUCGCCAUAGCCCUCUCCUUUGCACCAAAUAAGGAUUCAGAAGCGAUUCUAUGGCUUUUUAAAGACAUUUAAUUGCGUUCAUCUAAACAAAACUAGAACACAAAAGAAAAGUUAACAGAAAAAUAUGAAAAACUUAAAAAGUUUGACACUUAGACUUUCUUUGAUUUCUUCAGUAAUGGAUGUCCUAAAAUUAUUACCCCAAUUAAAGAUAUUAAUGACUUCGUUUAAAUGUAAAAUAAAUAUGUUGCAGACCUUGUUAAUAUAACAAGAGAUAGUCUUUUCAAAGGAUUUUAAUAAAGUUAGAUUAUUAAUAAUAUUACUGAAGUUUUAAAAUUGUAUACUAGAAUUAAUGUAAAAAAAGCAGCUAAUUUACUAAAAAUAACUUCUGAAGAAUUAAUUGGAUAUAUUAAAACUUAUUAAAAAAUGAACAA